UCUCUGACGACGUAGAAAUGUGUCACGUCAGGACUUGGGCCGUCAAAAAUUAAGUGAGAAGAACUAGGAAAACAUUUUUCAUUUCAAGGGAAUGUUCUUAUAGGAAAAUAGAAUUGGAUUGUACAAAUUGAUUCGCAUUUCGCAAGAGCUGUGGAGUGUGGGGAGAUAAUUGGUUUUUUGUUUUAGUGAUUGUGUUAAGUUUUAAAGCGAACAAUCGCGAUGGCAUCAGCUCCCUCGAAAUCCGAUAUAGAUUCAAUUUUCAACAGACUUCGUUCGAUCGCCACUAAUAAGAGCUGUUUCGAUUGUAUGGCGAAGAAUCCUACCUGGUCUUCGGUAACGUACGGAGUUUUCAUCUGCAUCGAUUGCUCGGCAGUGCAUCGAAGUUUGGGGGUGCACUUGACGUUCGUUCGCUCGACAAAUCUAGACACGAAUUGGACAUGGCAGCAAAUCCGUCAGAUGCAGGUCGGCGGCAACGCGAAAGCAGCUCAAUUCUUCCGUCAGCAUAAUUGUAAUACUACCGAUGCACAGCAAAAAUAUAAUUCACGGGCGGCUCAGUUGUACAAGGAUAAGCUGGCAAAUCUGGCUCAGCAAUCUCUUCAGCUGCAUGGCACUACGCUCCAUAUUGAUAACACGCAUGAAAAUACUGCCGAGAGUAACAAGAAUGAAGAGGUUGAUUUCUUCACCGAUUGUGCCGGUUUCGAGGUAAAGUCCACGACUACGGACACCCAUAACAAUAAUGUGAAGCCACUGGAAGUCACCCAGAAUAAUGUGACCCCAAUGAGUAGUACGGUUGUGUCCGAAGGUCCUGAGACUCUACAGGGUCCAAGCGUUGAUUUUCUGAAUUCCACGGUUCCAGUUGAGCCUCCGAAACCUACUAUAGGCGUGAGGAAGAUUCAACCGAAAAAAGUUGGACUCGGUGGAAGGAAAGGUGGCCUUGGAGCAACGCGUGUCAAAACGAAUUUCGCUGAGAUCGAGGAGAAGGCUAAUCUAGCUGACAAACUUAAAAUGACCGCUGCGACUCCUGCUGUGGAGAAAGUGGCAAACGAGGAAGAACAAGCGCAGGCUCUGGCGAAUGUCCGAUUGGCAUAUCAGGACCUUUCAAUUAAACAACACAAAGAGGAGGAAAAGCUGAAGGCCAUCGAUCCAAACAAAGCGAAACAAGUCGAGCGACUUGGCAUGGGCUUUGGAUCGCGAGCCGGUGUGUCACAUUCCGCUAUGACCGACAUGAAAACGCUGAAUCAGGAAACGUCGUCCUCGAAAAGUGGUUCGUUUCUUACCAAAGCGUUCGAUUCCAACAACGAUUUUUUCGAUGACUACGCCACUUCAAUGUAUGGCAACAGUAGCAGCAGUGCUGGGAAUGCCAGCAAGAGCUCGAGUUCUUCCUUGAAAGACUAUAGUGAAGCCACCCUGAUGGGUUUCGAAACGAUUGAGCCCUUCGAUACGAAACACAACAUCCAGACAAUGUUCUCGCCGGCUUCCAGUGCAAAAAAUACAAGCAUCAGUGACCAACCAACAUACAGUCGGAACGCUGCCAGUAAGAAACCGAGCGGCCCUGGCGUUGAUUACGAACAAUCAGAUGCGGCGCAGAAAAAGUUUGGAACCGCUAAGGGUAUUUCUUCGGAUCAAUUUUUCGGCGAUGAAAGCACUUCCUUCGAGCGGUCGUCAAAUCUAGCCAAGUUUCAAGGUUCUAGUAGCAUCUCAUCGGCAGAUUAUUUCGGCAACGGAAGUCCCACAGGUAGCGCAAGUGGAAGAAAUCGAGGACCCAACCUACAAUACAAUGGACCGGACUUGGACGAUGUUAAGGAAAGUGUUCGCCAGAGUGUGACUAAAGUUGCCGGAAGGCUGAGUUCUUUAGCGAAUGAUGUUAUGUCAUCAAUUCAGGACAAGUAUGGUUAUUGAAUCAAAAUCCAAUCGAAUUAGCUUUAUUAACGGUGUUAUAAUAAGUUAUUGAAACGUAUUGCCAGAUAGUUUGAUCGCCAAGUGCGUCUCUUCUUAUUUUAAACGUAUGGAAAUGCCUUCUACUUUUUCGGUUUAAAUAUUUUUUUUUGUUUAAAACCCCGGACAAAUAGUCCUUAUAGGUAUCCAAGUUUAUUUAGUUUAAACAUGGGAACUGUUUCGUAACGAAAAAAUUUUUCUACAGAUGAAUUUAUUCUCACCCCACAAUGGUACACAUUCAUACAGCAAAGAGCAUUUUCCUAGUAUUAUAACACCCACACCCACAAGCACUUUACAAUAAACAAAAAAAGAAAUGAGAAGAGCCUUCGGCUGAAUGCUGCUCAUCAACAUCCCGUAUACUUAACUAAACGUGAAUCAACAAUCACUAAGUGUAACCCAAAUGAACAGCAAACCAGAAACCAGAAGAUGAUUUUUCGUUCGUAACUGAGUAAACAAAUUUUAAGCUAAGAAAGUCGAGGUGAAAGAUGGAAAAAAUAUUUAGUACAAUAGAGGCACCCGUUAAAUGACGACAGUUAAAGGACUAUAAAGGUGAAACAUAUAAAUAAGUCGAAUGAAGAAGCAGCAUGCUUUCGAUAAGUGAGAAUAAAUCCAUUUCCAUCGACAGGUCUUUAAAUAAACUGUAUUGUAUAGAUUGUAGCGAAAUACUAUUAUAUAUGUGUAAAUUUCUAGACCCACUUCAUCCGAUGGGACGAAAAAUAUAUAUUCUUC
Molecule: messenger RNA, 2664 nt
Organism: Toxorhynchites rutilus septentrionalis
Lineage: Eukaryota; Metazoa; Arthropoda; Insecta; Diptera; Culicidae
Gene: ArfGAP3
Product: ADP-ribosylation factor GTPase-activating protein 2
Exons: 7
Coding region: 220-1899 (559 amino acids)
Biological process (GO): COPI coating of Golgi vesicle
Molecular function (GO): GTPase activator activity
Source: RefSeq, a predicted model, not a curated record